This is a messenger RNA of Drosophila erecta, 1356 nucleotides long. RefSeq names its product FAD-linked sulfhydryl oxidase ALR (gene Alr). The record is from RefSeq and is a predicted model, not a curated record. The transcript is spliced from 4 exons. NCBI's taxonomy places the organism in Eukaryota, Metazoa, Arthropoda, Insecta, Diptera, Drosophilidae. The coding region runs from base 245 to 1042 and encodes 265 amino acids. Gene Ontology annotation, cellular component: mitochondrion. Gene Ontology annotation, molecular function: flavin adenine dinucleotide binding; flavin-dependent sulfhydryl oxidase activity.
AGAUCACACAGAAGUUUUGCAAAUUAUGUCACAGAUCAGAUAUCAAACCUGUAAAUGUAGAAGUUUACGGAAAAGUCUUCAAAAAAAUUGUAUUGUGUACGUUAAAAAUUUGGAUUAGAAAAAUCAAUAAAUAUUGCCAAUAGCAUAUGUGUUAUUCUAUUUUAAACAGUUCCAAGGCGCAAAAUUUAUCUGGGGCUGCAGCACUCACAAACGCCAGCUUCCAUCCCAAUCACAUGUGGCAACCAUGCGCAUGCUUUUUAUGAUUUUCACAAUAGCCGAGCGAAGUUUCAAGAUUCUAGAACUGCCCACCACACCAACGCUCCUGCUGCGCCGCCAGUGCCAUAACUACGGCUACGACUACAUCAGCCCCACGCACAUCGAACUCAGCCGGGAGGCCACUCGCCUGGUAAUCCGCCGUCUGCAACGCACAGUGCUCCGCCUGAUCCGAGACCCGGACUUCAUCAUGUCCGCCGAGGCAAAUCCCGAGACCGAUAAGGAGCACCAGGAGUCCCCAUUCUCGGCAAACCGAAAGGCCGGCGGCAGCACCGGCAAACAGGACUCAAACUGUCGCACUUGCAAUGAUUUCAAGUCCUGGUCCAAGCAGCAACGCCUCAUCUCCAACGUGCAGAGCGCCAAGGUGAAGCACAUGGCCGCCGCCGAGAAACUGACCGUUAACGCCGCCGAAGAUCCGCUGCCCCGUGAAGACUGCCCGCUGGACAAGGUGCGGCUGGGCAUUUCCACCUGGGGACUGCUUCACACCAUGGCCGCCUUCUACUCGGACAACCCCACGGACACCGAGAAGCGCGACAUGAAGACCUUUUUUGAGGUUCUGUCGCGCCUUUACCCCUGCGAGUUUUGCGCCAAGGACUUUCGCACCGACCUGGACGUCAACCCCAUCAAUGUGAACUCCCAGAAAGAGCUGGCACUGUGGCUGUGCAAGUUCCACAACCGGGUGAACGACAAACUGGGCAAGCCGCUCUUCGACUGCGCCAAAGUAAACGAGAGGUGGCGCGACGGCUGGCUGGACGGCUCCUGCGACUAGGCGCCGCAGCCACCUCUCGCCGCAAAGUCCCGUCUCCCGCCCGUUGCCGGUUGCCAUGUUGACCACACUUUGUCCCACAUAUUGCUCAGCUGGCCCAAAACCACAACCACGGAACACGGGACUCCUGCUCGACGGUGAUCCGUCGCCAUCCAAAAGUGUGCCCUGUUUCUGGCCAGAGGCCCUGCUCACCAGUCGGAACCUGCGUCAGCGUGACAUUAAAUUGAGUUAUGUUGUAAUAGAGCCACACCGAAGGUCCAUUGUUAAAUGAUUUGCUGGCUAUGAACUCUCUGAGAAUACACACAUUAUGUUGAGGA